Molecule: messenger RNA, 1655 nt
Organism: Apodemus sylvaticus (European woodmouse)
Lineage: Eukaryota; Metazoa; Chordata; Mammalia; Rodentia; Muridae
Gene: Mpped2
Product: metallophosphoesterase domain containing 2
Exons: 7
Coding region: 462-1346 (294 amino acids)
Molecular function (GO): hydrolase activity
Source: RefSeq, a predicted model, not a curated record
AGUCCCUGUCACUGCACCGCUCGCGCUCCCUUCGCUCGCCGCGCCCUCGCUGCCUCUCCUCGCCCCCUCGCUCGUUCUCUUCCCAGAUCGAGGCUGCUCCGGUCCUCUCCACCUCCCCCCGCAGCGACCCCGCGUCCCGCUCGCACCGCGCCCCUGUGCCGCCCUCCCAGGCCCUGGAUCGGCGGCGGGGACCUCCAGGGUCGAAGGUUCUGGCCCGCCCGUGCCCCUCGCCCCUGCCGCCCCCAGCGCUGCUCCGAGCCGGCUCGGGUGGCUUGGCGAUGGCUCGCCCGCACACCCGGCGCUGAAGGCAUCCCGGGGACCCGGAGCGCAGCCCGGGAAAGAACGCACAGUGGUAUUGAUGAGUAGAUCCUUGGAUUCAGAGGUUGGCUGAGACACACCAUGCCUGCUUCCAGCUUUUGCUCCGGAGAGUUGUGAAUUGCUAAUGCCUAUAGGGAGGAAGGAUGGCUCAUGGGAUUCCUUCUCAAGGCAAAGUUACCAUAACGGUGGACGAGUAUAGCUCAAACCCCACCCAGGCAUUCACACACUACAACAUCAACCAGAGCAGAUUCCAGCCGCCACAUGUACAUAUGGUCGACCCCAUCCCAUAUGACACUCCAAAACCAGCGGGCCACACGCGGUUUGUCUGCAUCUCAGACACACACUCCAGAACAGAUGGUAUCCAGAUGCCUUAUGGGGACAUCCUUCUCCACACAGGCGAUUUCACCGAGCUGGGACUGCCCUCAGAGGUUAAGAAGUUUAAUGACUGGUUAGGAAACCUGCCAUAUGAAUAUAAAAUUGUGAUUGCUGGGAAUCAUGAACUGACAUUUGAUAAGGAAUUCAUGGCAGACCUCGUUAAACAGGACUACUACCGUUUCCCCUCUGUGUCCAAAUUGAAACCAGAGGACUUUGACAAUGUUCAGUCCCUCCUGACAAACAGUAUUUACUUGCAAGAUUCAGAGGUAACCGUGAAGGGAUUCAGGAUAUACGGUGCACCCUGGACCCCGUGGUUUAAUGGAUGGGGCUUUAACCUACCCAGAGGCCAGUCUCUGCUGGACAAAUGGAACCUCAUCCCGGAAGGCAUCGACAUACUCAUGACGCACGGGCCUCCUCUAGGUUUUCGAGACUGGGUUCCAAAGGAGCUUCAAAGGGUGGGCUGCGUGGAGCUCUUGAACACAGUCCAGAGGCGCAUUCGGCCCAAGCUUCAUGUGUUUGGUGGAAUUCACGAAGGGUAUGGCAUCAUGACCGACGGCUACACCACCUAUAUCAACGCCUCAACCUGUACAGUCAGCUUUCAGCCGACCAACCCACCAAUCAUAUUUGACCUUCCAAACCCACAGGGCUCCUAAAAACGCUCAGCGUCCAUUGGAAUGUGAGGGACGGUCUACAAACUGCCAUUUUUCUAAUUAUACACUCACAUUCUCUGACUUGUUUAUUUCCAAAACCUGUGAGUUCUUUUUGUAAAUCGUCGGAACCGGAGGGGAAGAAAAAGAUGCUAGCGUUGUGCCGCCUCUUUUUGCUUUUUGAGUGGGGUUUGAAAUCAUUUGAAAUCAAAGGAGCAUUGUGAAUUUGUAAAAUGACUUCUGUUUGCUCAAAGGCCACGCCAUUGUAAAUUGUUAGUGUUUGCCAAAGGACAGCCAAGCUUUCUUUAAAAAAAA